AUGGCCGAGGCAAUGAAGAACGGACCGUCGCCAACAACAGCAAACGCGACAAUGACGUCCAACAUAGAUACUAUUAACAUGAUGACAACGCCCAUAGAAAACGCGGCCAACAACAACAUCAACAACACCACCACCACCACCACCACCACCUCGGAUCUUGACGAGCUCAUAGCCCUGCAGUGGAAUGAUGGGGGCGCCAAGCUUGUCGGCAUUGACACCCUGGGUGACAAGGGCCCGCAGAAGCAUAAAGAGGCGCGAAAGCGGUACACUCGAAACCCUGUAACUGGCCAAUGUGUCUACGAUCCUACAACUGGCGAAUACGAACACACCAUCAAACCCAUUGUCAAACGCGACGAUGCACCUGUGGAUACCUGGCUGGCUAACUACUCGAACGUGGACACGGAAGUCCGAGCACGAAAGCCCAACAACAAAGGACACAGGGUCCAAUUCAACGAGGAUGUCAUGCAAGUCGAUUACACCUACCACAUUGGUGACGACGGCAAGAGGGAAGACGUUGAAAAGGAUGAACGCAUUAACGAGAUCCGAGCCAUGACUUCACGUUACACUGACGACAUGUAUGCUGAGCUCGACAAGAACAAGUGCUGGGAACGCCUUGAUGUUCCCAAGAUGAAGUGGAAAAAUUAUGUUCACCCCAAUGAGGACAAACGUCAAACGCAUGGUUUCAACUACAACAAGGCAUUCUCUCUCACACCUGAAGCAGUGGAAGAACUUCGACAGGAAGUGACACUGUGGGAGCAACAACCAGCCGAAAUUCGACAUGCCAUUGUCGAAGAAGAAGAGGAACCAAUUGUCGCUGCAAUUGUCCAAGAAGAACAACCAAUCGUCGCUGUCGUCGAGCCUGUAGUAGAGGCGAUGGACAUCGACCAACAACAAGAACAAGAACCAAUCGUCGCUUUUGUCGAGCCUGAUGCAGAGGAAGACAUUUACAUGUACGAAUUUCAACGAUUCGAAGACGAAUACUACAUGUACGACCAACAACCAAUCGUCGAUUUUGUCGAGCCUGAUGCAGAGGAAGACAUUUACAUGUACGAAUUUCAACGAUUCGAAGACGAAUACUACAUGUACGACCAACAACAAACAAUCGACCUUUGGUCGUGCCUCCAAUGGUUCAUGAGGUUCUUCGGGAUGACUGUCAUUGUUGCAAUCUUCCUUGCAAUGUUCUCGACGACAACAACAACAAACAUGGAUCAACAAAUGGUGAUGGACGAUCCAAUGCCGGUGGUGGCAAAUACAACAACAACUGCAAGUGUCUGGUGGGUCGCAAAGCAAAUCUACACAACAAUGGCUGAUCUGGUGGGAGGCAGCUAG
Messenger RNA from Seminavis robusta, 1329 nucleotides. The record is from the annotation of a GenBank genome assembly. NCBI's taxonomy places the organism in Eukaryota, Bacillariophyta, Bacillariophyceae, Naviculales, Naviculaceae.